CAGGUAUAAUUUCCCGAUUUCACUUUCCUCUUUCAUUUUCGUCUUCUCACCAAAAUCCCAUCCACGCCUUCCACCAAAAUCACACCUCCUUCAACGGAAGCCGGCGCAGCCAAGGAAUCCACCGACGCCGCCGGAGCAUUCCUCAGCAACGAAGGCCGCCGCUGUUGACGCCGAGGGUUCGACUUUAGUGGUCGGCUUCGCUAAUUUCAGAAGAAACGUGCUGAUCUUCUUGUUUGUGAAUGAAACAUGGAGGUUCCGAACUACCCUCUAUAUUGCUAUUGGGGUGGAGAAAUUGUCCACAAAGAUAGCGAUAUAACGUAUAGGGGUGGGAAUCAAAAAUUUGUGUUUGUACAUUCUGCGAUGACAUAUUCACAAGUUCUGAACAAGCUAUAUGAAGAAUUGAGUGUUGAUCCUAGAGGUGUGGAGUUGAAGGUGGUUAUGCGUUAUCCUAUGGCUGGGGCAUAUGUUGCAAUUCCGUUAAAUGACGACAACGCUGUUAGAGCUAUGUGGAUUGCUGUGACUCAGAGUUCUUCUGUUGCAAUGCAAUUGUUCAUUGAACAAGUUCCAAAGGAGCCAGUUGUGCAAACUAACACUGGUUCCUUUCCGGGGAUGGAUUUUUUUGGUAGUGUGGAUCAACCGUUUUCCACUGGUGUUCAAAGUGUGGGCAUAGGGUCAUUUUGA
This is a messenger RNA of Chenopodium quinoa (quinoa), 681 nucleotides long. RefSeq lists its product as uncharacterized. The transcript has 2 exons. The coding region runs from base 247 to 681 and encodes 144 amino acids. The record is from RefSeq and is a predicted model, not a curated record. Lineage: Eukaryota; Viridiplantae; Streptophyta; Magnoliopsida; Caryophyllales; Amaranthaceae.